CCGCACGUCUCUUAUUUAAACGUCACCAUCUGUCAACAGAGAUUUUUUCUUUGACGAAAAGUUGCUAACGAAGUAAAAUUAACGAACAAUCACUGAUUAAAAAAUGAUAGCAAAGAAAAUAACGGAUUUUAAUUGUAAAUAAGUCUGAUCAACAAUUUAGUUAGGUUAUAAUUGAUGUUUAAUAUUAUUAAUUAAGUAAAAGGAUUCAAAAUCGCGUGUAAAAUGAAGGUGAAUAUGAAUAAAUUCGCUUCCAAUGUUUUAAGGAUUAUUUUGGUGUGCGUUACCUAUUUUACCAUAGUAAGGGCUGAUUUUGAACCUAAGGAGGAUGUGGAAUCAAACACUACAUCGAAUUUGGGAGAUGUCAGCGGGACCUCUGGAAAACUUAACAUAGUGGAAAGUGUGGGUUUUCUGCACGCAUUUGCAGCUAGUUUUAGUGUAAUCUUGGUCUCGGAGAUAGGAGACAAAACAUUUUUUAUAGCGGCUAUCAUGGCUAUGAGGCAUCCUAGAUUGACUGUUUUUCUUGGUGCAAUAUCAGCUCUGGCGCUGAUGACUGUAUUAUCAGCCUUAUUUGGUUGGCUAGCAAAUGUUAUCCCAAAAGCCUACACUUUUUACAUCAGUACGGCCCUGUUUGCGAUUUUCGGCCUGAAAAUGCUCAAAGAGGGAUGUUCAAUGUCCCCCGAUGAGGGCCAUGAGGAAUUCGAAGAAGUACAAACCGACUUGAGGAAAAAAGACGAAGAAUACGAAAAACAGGCCAUGUUGCCGGACCCGGAAUCGGGAGGUUCCAGGAAAACGAAAACGGACAGCGUUUUUUCCGCCGUUUCCAGGAUUUUAUUGCAAUCCUUCACCCUGACGUUUUUGGCUGAGUGGGGGGACAGAUCGCAGCUCACCACUAUUAUUUUGGGCGCCAGAGAGGAUGUUUAUGGGGUAAUUAUUGGAGGUAUUUUGGGACAUUCGAUAUGUACCGGAUUGGCAGUAAUCGGUGGUAGAAUGAUAGCCCAGAAAAUAUCAGUAAAAACAGUGACAAUAAUUGGUGGUAUUGUUUUCCUAUUAUUUGCAUUCUCUGCCUUAUUUUUCGACCCCAAUGCAGAGUAAUAAACCAUAUUUCAUACACCACUAGAAGAAAAACAAUCUGUAAAUAUAUUAUGAAAUAUCCAUGUAAAUCUUUUAAUCAUGUCACUUUCGUCCGCAUUAUUUUUAAGUAUUAUUAUGAAACUGUUAUUUUUAAGAGAAAACUUUGCCAUAGAAUGUCUUAAAUUUGCGUUUUUUUAUUGUUUGUGCAAAAAAUCAAGGUCCAACCGCUUCUGUGACGUCAUCUAGUUAAAGAGUUGUUGAAAGACCUAUUAUUGUAGGGACCUUGGUUUUUAGAUUCUAGAUUGUCGGUAUACUUUUGUUUGUCUAUUUUUUUAACUGCUAUAUUUACCCGGUAAAUUAUUUAUAUCUCUGUGAUAUAUAUUUUUGUAAAUAUUAAUUGGAUAAAUCAAUAAAAAAUGAACACAAUAGGGUGAUUUUUAAAGAAACCAGGAAAAAAUGGCUGUUUUGUUGGUUAUUCUUAUAAAAUUACCCUAUAAA
Brassicogethes aeneus is the source of this 1569-nucleotide messenger RNA. The record is from the annotation of a GenBank genome assembly. NCBI's taxonomy places the organism in Eukaryota, Metazoa, Arthropoda, Insecta, Coleoptera, Nitidulidae.